CGGAUGGCUCUGCGGGGCCCGGCGGCAUUGGGACCCGGCUCCCGAGGGUCAUUGGACGAGGCUGUGGCGGUGACCGAGGGGCGUGAGGCCCCAGCACUUGUGGCGGCGGGAUCCUUGGCGGAGGAUGAUGAAGAGGACGAUGGCCGCGGCCGGGGCCUGCUGCGCUGGGACGGCUUCUCGGCCUGGCUUCACUGCGUGUGUGUGGUGGGCUUCGACCUGGAGCUGGGCCAGGCCGUGGAGGUAAUUUAUCCUCAACAUUCCAAACUUUCUGAUAAAGAAAAAACCAAUAUUUGCUAUUUGUCUUUUCCAGAUUCAAAUUCAGGUUGUCUUGGAGACACCCAGUUUUGUUUUAGAUUUCGACAGUCUUCUGGGAGGAGGGUGUCACUGCAUUGUCUCCUGGAUCAAUUUGACAAAGAUUUACCAGUUUACUUAAAG
Molecule: messenger RNA, 435 nt
Organism: Galeopterus variegatus (Sunda flying lemur)
Lineage: Eukaryota; Metazoa; Chordata; Mammalia; Dermoptera; Cynocephalidae
Product: protein DENND6A-like
Exons: 4
Cellular component (GO): recycling endosome
Molecular function (GO): guanyl-nucleotide exchange factor activity
Source: RefSeq, a predicted model, not a curated record